UUAGUGCAGUUGAUAUAUUGACAAAGCCGUUGAAAGAAUAUUGUUCAGUUAAGAAGUUUGUUUCGUGUAUACCGUAUGGAGUAUUCUCGACUAAUAAACUUCAGUAUUUGGCAGCACUAUUAUUAAGUUAAUUGAUAAUAUUUCGUUUACAAUAAUAAAUAUGAUAAGUUAAGCAUUGAAAACAACAGAAGCGCUAUUUUUAUAUUUUAAAGGUAAUCGAUAUUUUAUAAUAAAUAAAUUUACAGAAUUGAUUCACAAAAUCAUGAAUGAAACACAUACUAGUCUUUUACAACAAUUAUACAGUGAGAUAAAGUCAGACAGUACGGUAGACUCGUGGUUAUUUGUUAGUUCACCAAGGUCAAUAUGCAUUAUUUUAACACUGUACUUGACAUUUGUGCUCAAGCUUGGUCCAAAAUUCAUGGAAAAGCGAAAACCAAUGAACAUCAAGUAUAUAAUCCUAUUCUACAACUUAAUGCAGAUUAUAUUUAAUAGUUACAUUUUGACUUACCAAUUUAUUAGACCAGAAGUUGCUAGUUAUUUAUGGAGCCAUUUAUGUCAUCCAGAUUCUACUAAAAGCACUAUUGCACAUGAGAUACAUACUGCUUCGUGGUACUUCGCAUUAUCAAAAAUUAUAGAUUUAUUAGAUACGGUGUUUUUUGUAUUAAAAAAAAAACAAUCGCAAAUUUCAUUUUUACAUGUUUAUCAUCAUGUUAACAUGGUAAUAACUUGUUUUGCCCAAAUCAGAUUCAUCAAAAGUGAAAAUGCUGCAAUCGGAACCAUCAUUAAUUCAUUUGUUCACGUAGUCAUGUACAGUUACUAUUUUUUAACAGCACUUGGGCCAAGCGUGCAAAAACAUUUAUGGUGGAAAAAAUACCUAACCCGUAUACAAAUUAUCCAAUUUAUAAUAGGUAUACUUUACUGUAUCGGCCUCAUUGUGUUUAAUUGCACUCAUUCCAAAUUAUUUAUUCUGUACAUAUUGGUCGACGUAUUCAUAUUUCUUUAUUUGUUUUUAAAAUUCUAUAAAAAAACAUAUAAAUCGAAAGGCAAGAGUCAGUAAACCCAACAACUAUUAAGAUAUUUGAAUACGUGUGCAUGUUUGUGUGUAUUACAUUUAUGUCAUUAAUUUGUCAUUAAUAAUAAUACUUAAUUCAAUAUUGAUUAAAGUAAAUACACAAUAAUGAUUUGUUUUAAAAUGUAAAUUUACAUAUUUUAUAUCGUCUACAUUAUAAUUAUAUUGAAAUUUAAAACUAAAUAAUGUUUAUUGCCAAUAUAAAUUUAUAAGUUGUGAUUUCAACUAAAUCAUGUAUUAUAUUUAAAUUACACG
Messenger RNA from Aphis gossypii (cotton aphid), 1324 nucleotides. RefSeq names its product elongation of very long chain fatty acids protein 4-like. Gene Ontology annotation, molecular function: fatty acid elongase activity. Bases 263 to 1057 code for a protein of 264 amino acids. The record is from RefSeq and is a predicted model, not a curated record. NCBI's taxonomy places the organism in Eukaryota, Metazoa, Arthropoda, Insecta, Hemiptera, Aphididae. Gene Ontology annotation, cellular component: endoplasmic reticulum membrane. The transcript is spliced from 8 exons. Gene Ontology annotation, biological process: very long-chain fatty acid biosynthetic process; fatty acid elongation, polyunsaturated fatty acid; sphingolipid biosynthetic process.